CCCUACCCCUGAGGAGUUGCCCGGUGCUGGCGCUGAAUGAUUGCAUCAUCGGAAGCAGGCGCCCACCUCAUCCCCGUUUGACUUCUGACAUGCCUGCCCUGACGUCAUAACCCGGCGGAGGUAGAUGUCCAGGACUCCAUGGAGCCCAGAGGAACCAAGAGAGCCCCUGGGAAGAUAGAAGUCGCUGAGCCCCGGAGCAAACUCCCCCGCGGGGCCCCAUCACUACCCACAGACCCCGCCCUCUACUCGGGGCCCUUCCCCUUCUACCGGCGCCCUUCCCAGCUGGGCUGCUUCUCCCUGGAUGCACAGCGCCAGUACCACGGAGAUGCCCGAGCACUGCGCUAUUACAGCCCGCCCCCUGUCAAUGGCCCGGGCCCUGACUUUGACCUCAGAGAUGGAUACCCUGAUCGCUACCAGCCCCGGGACGAGGAGGUCCGGGAGGGCCUGGACCACCUGCUACGCUGGCUCCUGGAGCACAGAGGCAAGCUGGAGGGGGGUCCAGGCUGGCUGGCAGGGGCUGUUGUGACGUGGCGGGGGCACCUGACAAAACUGCUGACCACACCAUAUGAGCGGCAAGAAGGCUGGCAGCUGGCGGCCUCCCGGUUCCAGGGGACGCUGUACCUGAGUGAGGUAGAGACCCCGGCUGCGCGGGCUCAGAGGCUUGCUCGGCCACCCCUCCUCCGGGAGCUCAUGUACAUGGGGUACAAGUUUGAGCAGUUCAUGUGUGCAGACAAACCUGGAAGCUCCCCAGACCCCUCCGGGGAGGUUAACACCAACGUGGCCUUCUGCUCGGUGCUACGCAGUCGGCUGGGAAACCACCCUCUGCUCUUUUCGGGGGAGGUGGACUGCACAGACCCCCAGGCCCCAUCCCCACAGCCUCCGGCCUGCUACGUGGAGCUCAAGACCUCCAAGGAGAUGCACAGCCCCGGCCAGUGGAAGAGCUUCUAUAGACACAAGCUCCUGAAAUGGUGGGCUCAGUCGUUCCUCCCAGGGGUCCCCAACGUUGUUGCCGGCUUCCGUAACCCAGAGGGGGUCGUCUGUUCACUCAAGACCUUCCCUACUAUGGAGAUGUUUGAAUUCGUCAGGAAUGACCGUGACGGCUGGAACCCCUCUGUGUGCAUGAACUUCUGUGCCGCCUUCCUUAGCUUUGCCCAGAGCACAGUGACCCAGGAUGACCCCAGGCUUGUCCACCUCUUCUCCUGGGAGCCUGGCGGCCCAGUCACUGUGUCGGUACAUCAAGAUGCACCCUAUGCCUUCUUGCCUGCGUGGUAUGUGGAAGCCAUGACCCAGGACUUCCCACCACCUCCCAAGACGCCUUCCCCCAAGGACUAAUGCUUCGCUGGCCUGUCUGUACAGAUAAUAAAGGUGUAUUUCUAAAA
Ochotona princeps (American pika) is the source of this 1379-nucleotide messenger RNA. RefSeq names its product decapping exoribonuclease (gene DXO). Gene Ontology annotation, biological process: nuclear-transcribed mRNA catabolic process; NAD-cap decapping. Gene Ontology annotation, molecular function: mRNA 5'-diphosphatase activity. The record is from RefSeq and is a predicted model, not a curated record. The coding region runs from base 139 to 1332 and encodes 397 amino acids. NCBI's taxonomy places the organism in Eukaryota, Metazoa, Chordata, Mammalia, Lagomorpha, Ochotonidae. Gene Ontology annotation, cellular component: nucleus; cytosol. The transcript has 7 exons.